Messenger RNA from Apaloderma vittatum (bar-tailed trogon), 399 nucleotides. Its product is annotated as chromosome unknown open reading frame, human C10orf105. The coding region runs from base 1 to 399 and encodes 132 amino acids. The record is from RefSeq and is a predicted model, not a curated record. NCBI's taxonomy places the organism in Eukaryota, Metazoa, Chordata, Aves, Trogoniformes, Trogonidae. The transcript has a single exon.
AUGAGCACAGAGGACACCGGCAACGGGACCUCUCCCACCCCGCCUCUCCUUGGGCUUCUGCUUUCAACCACCGAGCUCGUCCCACCCAGCCCCACAUCCCUCAGGAUGGCAGAGCCACUGCCCAUCAUCGCCGCCCUCAUUUGCAUCUUCCUCCUCCUGGCGACCUUCCUCAUCUUUGUCGCCCUCUGCAAGCCGGCAGCACUGGACCGCUCCCGUGAGUGCAUGCCCCACCACCCAACAGAUGCCAGCGAGCCCCAGCUGAGGCUCUGGAAGCGACUGGGCUCCCUGCGCCGCUCCAUCAACACCUUCAGGAGAAGCCGGCCCGUGUGCCAGAACCAGCUCAUCCUCCCCAGGAGCUCCCCCCCCAGCCAGGACAUCACAGAGUCCACCAAAAUGUGA